Messenger RNA from Eriocheir sinensis (Chinese mitten crab), 10810 nucleotides. Its product is annotated as probable serine/threonine-protein kinase DDB_G0268876. The record is from RefSeq and is a predicted model, not a curated record. Gene Ontology annotation, molecular function: magnesium ion binding; MAP kinase kinase kinase activity; ATP binding. Lineage: Eukaryota; Metazoa; Arthropoda; Malacostraca; Decapoda; Varunidae. Gene Ontology annotation, biological process: positive regulation of canonical NF-kappaB signal transduction; JNK cascade; protein phosphorylation. The transcript is spliced from 16 exons.
CGUCUAAAGAGCGCAACUCCAGACUCGGGUUGCGCUCUCUGAUCGGCUGGCGCAAGCACUUUACGGUAUCGGUACUGAGACUUUCGGUGCCAAGACCAGCAUUACCGUUAAGCAGGUACCGCUAGCAUCGGUACCAGUACCGGUACCAAGAGGGGCGGGCGAAGAAGAAGAGGAGGACGCGGAGCAGCUGAACGGAGGCUCGGCGAGGAUAAGAAAUUGUCACGAGAAUGUUGUGAGGAUAGGAUGCCGUGAGGACGAGGAUGCACCUGUCUGCCAUGGAGAGCCCCAUCGAGAACUGCCAGGAAAUAGAUGCUGAUGAAGUUCACCUGCUGGAGAGCAUCGGUAAGGGCUCAUUUGGGGUGGUGUACAAGGCGCUAUGGCGGGGGUUGAUGGUGGCAGUGAAGAAAGUGGAAACAGAGUCAGAGGUUAAUGAGUUUUACAAUGAGGUGCAGCAGCUGGCACGUGUACAGCAUGAGAACAUUAUCCACCUGUACGGGGCCUGCACAUCCGGUAUCUGCAAGUGCCUGGUUAUUGAGUAUGCCGAUGGAGGCUCCCUGUACCACCUGCUUCACAACUCCCCAAACACCAAGUACAACCUGGCGCACGGUAUUUCCUGGCUGUUCCAGUGUGCCAAGGCUGUCGCUUACCUACACUCCAUACAGCCCCGGCCCCUCUUACACAGGGACCUCAAGCCACCCAACCUUCUGCUAACCAAGGGCGCCAAGGUGCUGAAGGUCUGUGACUUCGGUACGGCCUGUGAGCUCAGCACCUUCAUGUCUGACAACAGGGGUUCGGCCGCCUGGAUGGCCCCGGAGGUGUUUGAGGGGAAGAUUUACACUGAGAAGUGUGAUGUGUACAGCUGGGGCAUCAUCCUGUGGGAGGUGGUGACACGACGCGUCCCGUUUGAGGACCUGGGGCUGGCGGUGCGCAUCAUGUGGGCCGUCCAUCAGAGGGUGCGUCCGCCACUCAUCACGGGCUGCCCCAAGCUGCUGGAGAACCUCAUGAAGCGGUGCUGGGACCACAACCAAGACAGGCGACCACGCAUGGAGGAGGUGGUGGAGAAGAUGUGUCUGGUGUCACGCUUCCUCAAAGGGGCAGAUGAACCCAUUUCCAACCCUCCCUCAGAUGACUCCAUCACUGGUGGUGUAGCAGGCCACCACCGACCUUUCAAAAAAGACUCAUAUCGGUCAGCGUGUGUUGGCGGGUCCAGUGCAGGCCACACCAGCCGCGAUGUGAGUGAGCUGUCCUGCAGCACCGGCGACCUGCCCCACCCCCCACAGCCCUCCUCUGGCUCCUCCUCCACCACCAGCACCCACAACCACCUCAGCCCCCACCCUUAGCCCAACCCCAACCAACACACCCACCCUAAUCCAAAACCUCAACCCCAUUGGAACCUCUACCUCCCCCACCCCCCCCACCACUCACACCACCCACAGCCCCACCACCACCACCCGCUCCACUACCAACAACACCACCUCCACCAACACCACCACCACAACAAUAAUGCUGGUUUCCAUCCACCACAUGAUGAGGACUCCCUGUGGCUAAGCUCUGGCAGCGAGGGCACAUACCCACCAGGGGACCCCAACAGCAGAGGCCCCUCCCCACGCCUGACCCCGGCCAUCAGCCCCAAUGUCUCCAGCACUGUGGUGGUCAGUGGGGGUCCGGAAGGCUCACCAUGGUCCUCAGUGGGCAGCCUUGACCCUGCCGACCCCUGCCUGCAACCCCUGGCCAUCAGCAUCCCUGGCCCUCCCCCCCCUACACGCUCCGACAUAACCCUGGUCUCCCCUUAUCAACCCACCAUAGCACUCAGCCCCAUCCCUGGCAGCAUAGGGAGUGUGAGUCCCACUGGGGUGCCUCUUCGCCGCCACCUUUCCCCGGGGGACACGAUAGACCGAGGUGCCGCCCAGAUAAGAAGGCGCUCGGCGGAGGUUAGCCCCCAGCCCCAACCCCCCAAAAACAGCCCUGGCCAUACCCCUCUCGGUCACCGGCGUUCCUCCUCUUACGGGAGUGUGGUGGUGAAGGAGGCGGGGGAGGAGGGGCAGGGUGGUGGUGGUGAUGGUGGUGGUGGAGGGCGAGGGGGAAGUGGAGGUAAUAGUGGAAAAGUAGGUGGAGGAGGAGGAGGGAACAGAGGAGGUCAGUCAGCUCCACCAUAUCCUUCUCUUGUUCCUAGUUUCCCCAAAGUCUCCUCCUCCUCCUCCCCCUCCUCCCCAUCUUCCCACUACCCCCACCUCUUUCCCCAUCUCCUCCCCGGGAUUCCUCAGCAGCAGCAACACCACCACCCUGCACACCUCCACCACCACCACAACAAUCCCCAACACCACCACAACCAACACCACUGCUACCAAAUGCCUCUGUAUCAAAUUGACCCGGGCAUUCGGGACCCAGGGGGCAGCUUGGGCAGGGUGGAGGGGGCGUUAAAAUACCCUGAUAUGCCCCCUCUCCUGCCCCACACGCCGUCCCCCUCCCCCUCGUCCGCCACCACCACUGCCAGCAUCACAACCAGCACCGCCGCCGCCACUACCAGCACCACCUCCAACAACACCACCACCACCACCACCACCACGGCGAUCCCUUCGUGGUUACCAUAUCCUCUCUUCGGGCCGGAGCCAGGUGGCGGUGGAAGCCAUAAUGGAGAAGGAGGUGGCAUAGCAGACUUUGGAGGGGGCGAAGGAGGAGUCCGAGGAGGAGGAGGAGGAGGAAGGAGAGGGGGAGGAAGAGGGCCGGAUGAGGAUGAGCUGGGGGCCUUUUGGGAGUGGCUAGAUGCCGAGGAAAUUAGACCUGUUAAACCACUGCCAUCCUGCCCUGAGUCACAGAAGAUCUUUAGUGAACACAAGGAGAUGGCUCGCAAAUACCUGGUCCUGCAGCAAGAGAUUUUUAACCUGAGACAACGAAAGACGACCCUGGAGGAGAAAUUGUCCCAAGCGGAGAAGCUGGAGCGUAUUGGCAACCAGCGCUACCAAAGCAAGAUACAGGAACUUGAGAGUAAAAGGGAGAGCUUACGACACAACCACAGCAGACUGAGGCAGCAGCUAGAGCAGAUCAGAGCAAGGCAGGAAGAGCAGAGGCAGAGACAGCAGCAGGAGGAGGAGGAGGAUGGGGAUGGGGAGCCCACACUGGACCUCUCCCUCACCCCUCCCUGAUGUUUUCUCACCCCACACCUCUCCCUGAUGCCUCUCCCUUACCCUCUCUAUUGACCUGAGAGGCAUCUGCUUCUGUGCCUUGAGCUGAUGUUUGUUGGCAGGAAGGGAUGGAUGGAGGAGGGUAAUGGUAAAGGAGAGAAGGAAUUUUGGGGUGCAACUGAUUGAUGAAAGUUAAAGGGAACAAAUAUAAUAAAAAUAAGGAGAAUCUUGGUGAAAAAAAAGGAAAUCAGUUAAGGUGAAAGCAUAAGGGAGCAGAGGAGGGGAAGUGAAAGAUCCUGAUGGUAGAGAAAGCUUUAAGUAGUCAAAUAAAUGAAAGUCCUCUUUGUGUGAAGGAUAAGAAUAUAAAUGUGGUGAAGGCAGGGAAAGCAAAGGAGGAGGAGGAGGAAAAGGAAAGAAAAGGUGGUUGUAUUCAGUGAGAGAAAGAAGUCAUUGAGGAAAAGAAAAAAAAUGUAAAGGGAAUCCUUGCCUCAUGAUGAAAAGGAAGAAAAUAAUAAUGCAAGAAAGCAAAUUGGCUGUGGGAUAAAAAUCUGACUAAAAUUUGUGGUGGUGAAUGGAAAAAAAGGGUAAAUGGAAGUGAGGAAGAAAUUGUGGGUGACGGAAGAAAACUGGCCAUGGUGAGCUUUGUGUGGUUGUAGUGUAGCAACCAAACACAAGAACUGAUGCUUGCCAUGUCUGGUGAUUAAUUUGAUGGAUGCUUGUGUGUGUGUGUGUGUGUGUGUGUGUGUGUGUUUUAAUGUUUCCUUAUAAGCAAAAAUGGGAGGUCAAGAAAAAAAUCAAGUAAAAUUGAAACGGAACAAGAUUAAGGUUAACAAUAUAAAUAGUGAAGCAAUAUCAUCCUUGCUAUCAAGUGAAGCAAAUUUGAAUAUGAGAAGCAAAUUGAGUCAGAUUGAAAUACCUAAAGAAGUGAAAAUUUUACUUCAUUACAGCAGCCAGAAAAAAAAUUGAGCAUAUCAUGAAAGUUAAGAGAUUUGCUCAGAUAAAACACCAGACAAAAGGCAAUAAUGAUAGUAAUAAUAAUAUAUAGUCAUGUUAAGGAAGAGGAGGAGGUACCAGAAGUUUGUUUAAUACCAGAAUGGAAAAAAAAUCAGCUCCACUUUUUUUACAUGUCAAAGUUCUGGUGUUGAGACAUUGGUACCAUUUUACAAACUAUUUAUUUACUUUUUCACAUGCAUCUUACUUAAGGGAUGUGAAAGUGCAUUUGGUUUUUAUGUAUAUUUGUAUGUUUUUUAUUCAUCAUUGCAAUCCCUUAUGGGUGUUGUUUAAUGUUGUGUGAUAUAUUUAAAGUUGUUUAGUUAGUUGUAUACCAUUUUUAUAUUAUUUGUUGUAUGUAGUUCAAGGUGUAUGAUUUAUUAUGUUGAUUGAUCAUGAUUGAAGGCCAGAGAAAAUAUGUGUGGUUUGAAGGAAUAGGUUUAGAAAUGGAUAGGUUGGAAAAUGUGAUAUUGAAUGGGCAGCAAGGGGAGGAAAUGUUAGUGUAGAGGACAUGGUGAUUGAAGGGGAGGCAUUAAGAGGGGGAAAUGUAAAUGUAAAGGGCCCAGUGAUUGAAGGUCAGGCAGCAAGAGAGGGGGAGAAAAUGUGAAAAUAAAGGACAUGGUGAUUGGGGGGCAGGCAUAAAGAGAAGGAAAUGUAAGUGUAGAAGAUAAAGUGACUGAAGGCCAGGCAGCAUGGGAGGGGGAAAUGGGAGUAUAAUAAUUGAAGACCUAGCGCUAAGUCAGGAGGCGCAGAAGAAAAUUAAAGUCGCCUUGAUGAAAGUAUUAUCAAGGAAGGGAUUUUGAUUUAAGGUGUGAAGGAAAGGUAUCGUGUGAGGGCAUUAUGGUGGGGCUGUAGAGGAAAAUUAUGAAAGACUUGCAGCUGAAGAAAACUUUGAGAAUAUACGAUAAGGGCUAGCAAAAAAGUAUUUGCAUAGGGUAUAUUAGAGUUAGUAUGUUAUUGAAGAAUUACAUGCCAAGUGACUUGCUUACUAAACAUAUGGUUGGGUAAAAGAGGAAGGAGAGGAAAAUAGAGGUUGUGAGUGAGUGUAGGAGGGAGGUAGGAAUAGUCAUGAAUAUUGUAAUAUCGAGGUGAGGGAAGAAAAGAGUGGAUUGCAUCCAUAGCCAGGUAUUGAGAAAGGAGGAAGGAAGGGGAAAUGUGAACAGAACAAGAAUGUAGUAUUUUCAUUGGUAUGUGAACAUUAUUAAACAUUACUUGCUGGCCUGUGGUAGGUCUUGGGGCCAUAUAAAGUUGUUCACUUGAUUGGUAUUAAUUUAUAAUGUAUUUGGUAAUCAAUUGAUUGUUUGAAGUUUUUUACAAAUAUGUUAGAAAAAAUUGCCAGUAUUUAGAGGAAGAAAAGAAACCAAAAGACAAGGGCCUGAAUUAAUUUGCUUCUGAGGUGGGAAAGUGCUCCGAUCAUGACUUUUUAUCCAGUUAUUAGUUAUUAAUUUUCAGUUGCUUAUGGCCGUAGGCAUUUUUAAAGUUUUCAAUUGUAGUUGAGCUUUCGACAGUCUGCCUGUGCCUAAUCUGGACUGACCUGGGCAGAUGCUUUAGUAGUACCAAGAAUGAGCUUUUGAUAAUUAGUUACAAUACUCCCUUUUGAUUCAGUUGUUUUGCAUAAAAGAUUAUUAUAUUAAGGGAUUUGUUCAGAACUCAUAACAACAGUAUUCUCACAUCAUGGAAUAUGAAUACAGGCCAGCACAUAAUCUGAUAGGAUUUUAUGUAAAAGAAAGACAGGUUUUGGGUUUUUUAUUUAUUUUCUUUUGUACAACUUGUCUCGGUGGCAUUAUCAUUUUGUCUUGCUGAAAAAUUCUAGCGCUCAGUAAUUCAAAAGCUACUGUGUAAGGACUGAAAGCAGUCGGUCAGUUAAUGCAUACACUGAAGGGGCACAUUGCCUUGUCCACCCUAUAAGUUUCCCUGCAGACCCCCUUCCAAUCCUAAGGCCCUGUCCACACUAUUUGGCAGUGCCUAAUGGGUAAACUGCACUGAUCGUAUUUUAAUCACUUCUCAAGCAGUGUUACCAGAUGGAGCAGUUUCCAACAGACUUCACACUAUUUGGCAGUGCACUUACUGGGCAAAAUCAUGAUGGGCAUACCCGUCUGUAAGUUGUGAAAAGUUUCCUAUGAUGGGCGUUUCACUUGUGUUUAAGUGUGGACCAUGAUCAAAAGAACUACGUUGAUCCAGGUGUUGACAGACCCAUUUAUGAGGCUGAGUGUAUUAAUUGAAGGGUUGAUUCCCUUAACCAGUGUUGUUUAGCUGCCUCCAUAUUAUUGGGCAGGUCCUGUGUGUGGUUAUACACUCGGGCAUAAUGCAAAACAGCAAUAUGAUAUUAAUGGCAGCCAGAGGGCAAGUUUCUAUUAGUUUGAGACUUGUGUAUUUGUGCAUGGCCUGCCACCCCUUCCCCCACCCCAUUUGUGCAUGGCCUCAUAUCAGUGCCACCCUCCCCCCACCACCCCAUCCCAUUUAAACGUGUGGAGUGAAUUGGGAUGUGGUAACCAUGUUUGCCCAUUGGGCAUUGCCUGAUAGUGUGGAUAGCACAAAAUAACUCAAAGCAAGAUCCACUGCCUGCUCAAGUCAUGAGCUUUGUGGUUGCUCCCUUGGUGAAGGAGCAAGGAUACAGCCCUGCCUCCUGUGUUAAUAGGAAAGAAGCUGGAUAUGUUCUCAUACUCACUUUUCACACAGCACAGGCCAGUCAACAGACCAACAAUCCUUCUAGGAAACCCACAGGGUUGCAGGAGCUUCUAGGGUGCCUCACAAUGCACUGAAACUUGAGGAUGACAUAGGCUACAAGUAACCCGAUCUCCUGUUGAAACUCAUGUCAGUGUCAAUUGACCAAGCAUGAACCUGGAUUCCUCAGGCCUCUGCAACUUCAGCCAUUUACUGUGAAUCUGCAUGAUCAAAACAUGGGCAAGUACCAUGACUAGCACAUGAUUGUUGUCUUUGACCUUGACAACCUGAAGACUUGGUUUAAUGUGCUUGACACCCUUUAGGACCAAUAUAAGGCUGUCGCCUGUAGAGACAACAAGAGCCUAUGUCAGGGUCUCAAUAAGGAUGUCAAAGGUGAUUUCAGUGUUAAUGAUUUCUUGACUUGCUUACCAAUCCCUGAAAAUCAGCGAAUGUUAUGAGCCUCACUCUCAAGUAAGUGAUAUUCAAACAGCACAGCAGACAAUUACCUUGUGGCAGACAUGGAUAGGUAGAGGGCUCAUUGGGCUCAGUACUUUGAGCAGCUAUGCAUUGCAAACCCUUCAAGCAGCAGCUUACAACUGCUGGGUUACCUUUAUAGUUGAUGCUGAGUUGCCCAUUGGCAAAACCCUAACAUGUCUUUAUGAGGUUAGAGAAGCUGUGGCGAGGUUGAGUAGUGGAGUGGCCGCUGAUGUUUGUUAAAUCAUUCUGAAGCUGCCCAAUAUCAGAAGGGCAACCAUAAACCAUGGGUUGCUUGCUGUUUUGAUUGGCCUAUGGUACCAGAUUUCUGUAUGUCAGUCAAAAUCAAAUGCAACCCAUGGAUCUUGGCCACCCCAAAGGCUUAUAACAGCUCUGCAAUGAAGUUACAAACUCCAGAGGCAGUUCCACUCCUCAGCCUUGCCACAGCUUCUCCAACUAAGUCAAGAGAUGGUAGGGUUUUGUCAUUAGAUGAAUCAGCAUCCACUAAAAGUAAUCAAUCAGUUAAACUGCCGCUCAAAGGGUUCCCCAGGCAUAGCUGCUCCAAGUACUCAGCAUAACAAGCCCUCUGCCCAUCCAUGCUUAAUACACAGCACCCACAUGAGAGGGAGAGUUGUAUUGUAGCUUUCAAAAGGAUUGAUAAAGAACUUGGGAGUCCUUUUUGACUCUAUGUCCCAGUAAAACUCCUGACAUACCUCUGUCUUCAAAGGAGAUCUCCAAUCCUAUGAGACACAGCCUUAUAUCAGUCCUAAUUCCCAGUAAACAUGGCAAUGUGACCUCUAUGUUCUCCAACAUCUGAAGCAAAACCACUCCUUGACCCCACCAGGUACUCUUGUGCACUUCUUUACAGCUUGGAGAGUUUCACAUUUGAAGGUCCUUGAGGGUGCUGAGUGCACAAUGAACCAAUAUGCAACAAGGGAUAAGAAGUCAAAGGUGUGCUUCAGCCCCACUCACACUGGACACGUCUACAGUUUCCCCCUAGAUAAGACUAAUAACAUUGCUCAUGUUAGGAUCACUAUGAUCCAAUCACUUCAGCUGGAUUUCUAGUCGAGGAAUAAGGACGCUGCUGAUUGGCGGGCAGUGUCUGACGUUUCCAUCGCCCAACACGGUCACAUAGGUUCAGAAAAUUAUUUCUUUACUUAGCCAAGCUGUUACAUAAAUUACACAAACUUUGUUGAUAUCUUUGACUUAAGCAGUGCUUGUACAACUCAACACAAUGUUCCGAACUCAAUGGGGUAAAAAAUAAUGUAAAUAUGGUGAAUGUCAGAAUAACAUUUAAUGUUUAUACCACUUUUUACAAAUCCUUUUGUCUCUCAUAUUGCACUUUAUCUAACAUCGGAGAGUGGCAUCAUAUUCACAUGGAUUUUAUGCACGAGAACAAACGUUUUAUUCUAAAUCAUCAAUGGGGGCAUAUGCCAGGGGAUGUCGCCUCACCCGAUUCUAAAACAAUCUAUAAAUGCUGCAAACACUGACAAGUCAAAAGUGGUAUAAACAUUCAAUGUUAUUUUCUGACCUACUCAGCGUAUUUACUUUGUUUUUUACCCUAUCGAGAUUGAAAAAUCAUGUUUUUGUUGUACAAUCAUUACUUUAUCCAAUGAUGUCAUCAAAAUUUACCUACCUUGUGUGACAAAUCAGCUAGUUCAAGAAACUGAGUAUUUUCUGAUCCUACACUAGUGUGAUGGAGAUGUCAGACACCCAGUCCGCCAACAGCCAAUCCGCAGUGUCUGUACUUACUCAAUAGGAGGUAGGGAUCCAGCUAAAGCCCCUUAGUCUCAGAGUCCCACUAUAUCCACCUUCAGCCUUUUGAGAUGAUCAGUGUGAGGCUGAGGAUGUUCCAGGUGCCCAAAAGCAGAACUUUCGAAAGAUUUAUCUGAAGUAGGCCCAAUUCAGUGCCACAUCUGCACUAAGAGAGAGAUUUAUACAAAGAAAUGUGACUGUGAUACAUGAAUGUAGUGAGUCUAUGACCAAUGGGAUGGGAUGAGGUGAGAUGACACACACACACACACAGUGGCAGACUAGUUAAUCUAAUAUUUCCUACAUAAUUUAAGUUUUUGGUAUAAUUUUAAAAUAUGCAAUCACAUGCAGUCAGCAAAACGACUGCCUCUUCUCAGCACACUGAUAGAUUACACGUUCAUAGGUUGAGUAGUGUCAAGGAGGGUUGGGGUGCUUGACUGUCAAGAAGUAUAAGCAAGACUAAAGGCAAUUUUACACAAUGCAAUGUUAGCGUCUUCAAUGCUUUAUAUGCAACUGUUUAUAGUGAAAGCAGUCUACAAGCUUAACCUCUGACUUUGACUUUCCCAGGUAAUAUACAUAUGUACUCACAUAGCUGAAGGCUUUACCCUAAAGAGGUCACAUCACUGCCCUCACCUUAGGGACUCCCUAGCUGUGGCAGUCAAACCUGACACACACGCACACACAUGCCUGAACGAAGCUGGCAGGGUAAGCAGAGGCAGUGGCGAACUGAAUAGCUUUGCAGCCAGUGUCGCAUGAGUUGACCACACUGCUGCAUCCAAUCUGAACAAUCUCACUGAAAACAACACAGCACUUUAAGACAGGGUUAUAAUAUACUUCAAACAAGAAUAGAAACGAUUAUGCCUACAUUUGUUUUUGAAAAUUUAAUCACAUCCUAAUAUCUCUGUAUCAAUUUAUAAAUUAUUAGUUCCACCAUUUGUCAUUUCUAGUAGAUUAAGUUUGAAGGACUAUGCUAUGGAAUGAAUGUUACUGCCAAAGAAGUUAAGAUAAAUAAGCCUGAAAAACUGGGCUGGGUGUGGCAUUUCAUGAUUCUGAUUUUGAAUGGGCAGCAAUCCACUGAGACUCCAGCAUGGAACAAUUUGCAUUUACCUCUAGUCUUAAUUAAGUUUUGUGAGAUAACUGUCUUCAUUAAGUGAUUGCAUUAUGAAAAUAACUAUAAGCAGAGAAUACAUGCAUACUUGUAGUUGAAUCUAAAGUAUGUAGAAAAGACCAAUUAAGUGCUAAGGAAACGCUAUAUAUAAUAAUAACAACGAAUUAAAUUAUGGGUAAAAAAAUAGUGUCAAAUUACAUGUGUGUAAAAGUUAGUGACACAAACAUGCAAUACUCAUGCAAAGUAACACUUGUAACAGCUACACAUGCUGUAUGAAAAUAAUGGUGUCUUGCGAUUCACCUUAAUUUCUUAAUAUGAUCCAGUAUUUUUGAUUUGUUUAUUUUUAUUUUCUAUAAAAUUUCUUUGAAUGGCAAUGUGUUCAACUGACAGCAUUUUAUAUAAAAGAAUGUGGGCAUGUGUGUGUAUGUGUGUGUGCACAUGUGUUGACAAUAAAGAGUGAAUAGAAUAAGGGUAUGUCUGUGCCUUGAGUGUGAUUGUUUUGUGUUCAGGUAGAAGGUGAAGGCAUGGAAACAGAUUUAGGAUAUGGGGACAUAGUGGGUGCAUGUAGAUAACAGGCCUCAAUCAUGUGUAUUAAAUGUCCAGUUGUUGUUGUUGUUGUAAAUUGUAUUACUGUAUGAUUUGUACAUGUUAUAUAUACCGUAUUUUGUAUUACUAAGCAAAAUAAAUUUCUUUUACAUUA